AUGCAUCGUCUCUUUGCUGAGCUGGAGCCAUCUUUAACCGUCACAGAGCAAAACCUGGCAGACCGAGUUCGGUAUAUCUUGCGCACAAAUAGAUUUGAUGUCGCCGAACUCGAACGGCUACGACGUGAGGCUGUUCCCUCGUCGGAUGAGAAUGCUACGGCUGAGGAUGCGGCGCCACAAAUGGUAGAGCAACCAGCAAACGUGGAUGCCGCCGUGAAUACCCCAGUUGUGGUUGAUUCAAACGAUGAUGGAACAGUCGCCCAGGAACUGGAAUUAGAGCAUAUGAGGAGUACAUUGGAAGAGGCGAUAGUGAAAACGCGCAGUACACCUCUCGAAAAUCGACCGCGACUUCCCCGCAUAGCCCUAAGCAAGCGGAAUCGGGCUGUCGUGAGGGCUCUGAACCCAAUGCUGGUGACCUAUUUGGAAGCCAGCCGGGACCUUUGCGAGAGGGACUCAAUUCUUUUUGGCGCCGCGCUGGCAGCCUGCCGUAACAUAGGCGCCAAGGUUUCCACGGCUGGACGCGCUACUGGCCAUAGUAGCGCUAUCCCAGCAUGGAGAAGAAGAAUUGAGGAACGUAUCGCAAAGGCUAGAGCUCUCAUCGGCAGACUGAUAUGCUUCAGAUCAGGCAACAACAGGCCAAGAAUUGUGCGCAACGUCAGGAUGGCGUUUGCUGGGACAAGUGUCAGUUUGUCCCAGCCGGAUAUAACGCAAAAACUGACGGAGCGCAUAGAUGAUCUGAAGCAGAGAAUCGCUGCUUGGGGAAAGCGGAUUCGGCGAUAUACCGAGAGGUCGACACGGUUCAACCAGAAUCGUCUCUUCCAGAGUGAUCAGAAGAGGCUCUAUGAAUCAUUGGAGCGACCAAUGGUAAGUGGAACGGGUCCAGCACCGAAUCAGGCCGACACUGUAGCAUUCUGGCGCGGCCUGUGGUCAGAGCCCGUAAACCACAGCGAGGGCCCUUGGACGGAAGUUGUGGCGAGUCAGUGUGCGGGUAUUACGCCCAUGUACCCCGUCAUCAUAACGCCGGAUGACGUAGCUGAGGCGGUCCGUAGGGCCCCGAACUGGAAAAGUCCGGGGCUUGAAGGGCUGCAUCACUACUGGCUGAAGGGGUUCAUGGGCCGCUGCCUGGGGGUCGCCGGGGCGCGUCUGGAGCUGGCGCUGGACGCGGCAGCAUGCGGGCCGCCAGCCGAGCGCGAGGAGCUGCAAGAUCACCUAACAGCCCCCCCGCAUCCAUCAUCCCCACCAGACGGCUUGAUGUCGGCAGGGUCCUCUCGGACUCGGCAAGCGGCAUCCGCCGCUGGUGGAGUGCGCCGCAUGCGUUGGACAAGGGAUAUGAACGCAAACGCAAUGCGGGCGUACUAUAGGGCGAAAGGGGAAGAAACUGCGGGGAUAGCGUAUCGGGCUCGGAUGCAUUGCUUUUUUGCUGAGCUGGAGCCGUCUAUUCCCGUCACGGAACAAAACCUGGCAGACCGAGUUCGGUACAUCAUGCGCUCGAAAAUAUUCGAUGAUGCCGAGCUCGAACGACUACGACGUGAGGCCAUUCCCUCAUCGAAUGAAUUGGCUACGGCUGGGGAUGAGGCUCCUCAGGCGACAGACCAGCUGCCACGCGUAGAAGCCGCCAUGGAUCUUCCAGUUGUGGGUGAUUCAGACGAUGAUGAAAUGGUCUCCCACGAACUAGAGCAAAUGAGGAGUAUAUUGGAAGAGGCGAUUUUAGAAACGCGCAGCAUGCCUCUCGAAAAUCGACCGCGACUUCCCCGCAUACCCCUAAGCAAGCGAAAUCGGGCUGUCGUGAGGGCUCUUAACCCAAUGCUGGUAACCUAUUUGGAAGCCAGCCGGGACCAUUGCGAGACGGACUCAGUUCUUUUUGGCGCCGCAGUGGCAGCUUGCCGUAUUAUUGGCGCCAAACUUCCCAUGGCUGGACGCGCUACUAAACAAAGUAGCGCCAUCCCAGCCUGGAGAAAAAGAAUUGAGGACCGUAUCGCAAAGGCAAGGGCCCUUAUCGGCAGACUGAUAAGCUUCAGGUCGGGUAAUAAUAGACCGAGGGUUGUGCGCACCGUUAGAAUGGCGUUUGCUGGGACAAAUAUCAGUUUGUCCCAGCCGGAUAUCACGCAGAAACUAACGGAGCGCAUAGACGACCUGAAGCAAAAGAUUGCCGCUUGGGGGAAGCGGAUUCGCCGAUUUACCGAGAGGUCAAGGCGGUUCAACCAGAAUCGUCUCUUCCAGAGUGAUCAGAAGAGGCUCUACAAAUCAUUGGAGCGACCAGAGGUAUGUGGAGCGGGCCCAGGACCGGAUCAGGCUAACACUGUCGCAUUUUGGCGUGGCCUGUGGUCAGAGCCCGUAAACCACAGCGAGGGCCCUUGGACGGAAGUUGUGGCGAGUCAGUGUGCGAGUAUUACGCCCAUGGACCCCGUCAUCAUAACGCCGGAUGACGUAGCUGAGGCGGUCCGUAGAGCCCCAAACUGGAAAAGUCCGGGACUCGACGGACUGCAUCACUACUGGCUGAAGGGGUUCACGGUGUGUCACGCUGUGCUCGCCCGUCAGUUUCAAGAGGCUCUCAACCAGAAGUCGCUCCCAAGCCUCUUCACUACUGGGAUCACUCAUUUGGUUCCUAAAGACCAGGGCCGCUGCCUGGGGGGUCGCCGGGGCGCGUCUGGAGCUGGCGCUGGACGCGGCAGCAUGCGGGCCGCCAGCCGAGCGCGAGGAGCUGCACGAUCACCUAGCAGCCCCUCGCAUCCAUCAUCCCCACCAGAAGGCUUGGUGUCGGCUGGGUCUUCUCGGACCCAGCAAGCGGCACCCGCCGCUAGUGGAGCUCGUCGCAUGCGUUGGACAAAAUCCAUGAACGAAAACGCAUUGCGGGCGUACUAUAGGGCGAAAGGGGAAGAAACUGUGGGAAUAGCGUAUAGGUCCCGGAUGCAUUGCUUUUUUGCUGAGCUGGAGCCGUCUAUCCCCGUCACGGAACAAAACCUGGCAGACCGAGUUCGGUACAUCAUGCGCUCGAAAAUAUUUGAUGAUGCCGAACUCGAACGACUACGACGUGAGGCUAUUCCGUCGUCGAAUGAAUCGGCUAUGGCUGGAGAUGCAGCUCCACAUUCGACAGACCAGCAUCCACACGUGGAAGCCGCCAUGGAUCUUCCAGUUGUGGUUGAUUCGAACGACGAUGAAAUAGUCUCCCAUGAACUAGAGCAAAUGAGGAGUAUAUUGAAAGAGGCGAUUUUGGAAACGCGCAGCACCCCUCUCGAAAAUCGACCGCGACUUCCCCGCAUACCCUUAAGCAAGCGAAAUCGGGCUGUCGUGAGGGCUCUUAACCCAAUGCUGGUGACCUAUUUGGAAGCCAGCCGGGACCUUUGCGAGACGGACUCGAUUCUCUUUGGCGCCGCAGUGGCAGUUUGCCGUAUUAUUGGCGCCAAACUUACCAUGGCUGGACGCGCUACUACACAAAGUAACGUCAUCCCAGCCUGGAGGAAAAGAAUCGAGGACCGUAUCACAAAGGCAAGGGCCCUUAUCGGCAGACUGACAAGCUUCAGGUCGGGUAAUAAUAGACCGAGGAUUAUGCGCACCGUUAGGAUGGCGUUUGCUGGGACAAAUAUCAAUUUGUCCCAGCCGGAUAUCACGCAGAAACUAACGGAGCGCAUAGACGACCUGAAGCAAAAGAUCGCUGCUUGGGGGAAGCGGAUUCGACGAUUUUCCGAGGGGUCAAGGCGGUUCAACCAGAAUCGUCUCUUCCAGAGUGAUCAGAAGAGGCUCUAUAAAUUAUUGGAGCGGCCAAAGGUAUGUGGAGCGGGCCAAGGACCGGAUCAGGCUGACAUUAUCGCAUUCUGGCGUGGCCUGUGGUCAGAGCCCGUAAACCACAGUGAGGGCCCUUGGAUGGAAGUUGUGGCGAGCCAGGGUGCGAGUAUUACGCCUAUGGACCCCAUCACCAUAACGCCAGAAGACGUGGCUGAGGCGGUCCGUAGGGCCCCGAACUGGAAAAGUCCGGGGCUCGACGGGCUGCAUCAUUAUUGGCUGAAGGGGUUCGUAGUGUGUCACGCUGUGCUCGCCCGACAGUUUCAAGAGGCUCUCGACCAGAAGUCACUCCCGAGCCUCUUCACUACUGGGAUCACUCACUUGGUUCCUAAAGAUCUGGAACUAAGGAACCACUCCUUAUUGACGCGGUCAUGGGCAAAGUGGUGA
Molecule: messenger RNA, 4167 nt
Organism: Parnassius apollo (apollo)
Lineage: Eukaryota; Metazoa; Arthropoda; Insecta; Lepidoptera; Papilionidae
Source: the annotation of a GenBank genome assembly